Molecule: messenger RNA, 2711 nt
Organism: Astyanax mexicanus (Mexican tetra)
Lineage: Eukaryota; Metazoa; Chordata; Actinopteri; Characiformes; Acestrorhamphidae
Gene: arrdc3a
Product: arrestin domain containing 3a
Exons: 8
Coding region: 213-1457 (414 amino acids)
Biological process (GO): protein transport
Cellular component (GO): cytoplasm
Source: RefSeq, a predicted model, not a curated record
UGAGCAAACUCCACCGUCUUUCUUAGCAGACCAACCACAGGCUGUGUGGAGCCGCGAUAACAGCAUCCUUUGCUGUUAUUCAGCUCUGGCACAUCAAUGACACUGAACAGUGUUGAAACUCGCUUUUUUCAUAAGAGAUUAUUUUCAUAGACUUUUUCAUUGUUUUCUACUGUUUUUUUUUUAUAUAUACACAUUUUAAUUUUCUUGCCACCAUGGUGCUAGGAAAGGUAAAGAGCUUCGUGGUAAGCUAUGACUGUCUCAACGACAGCAAUGUCCCCGUCUUCUCCAGCGGGGACUGUGUCUCAGGAAGGGUCAUCAUUGAAGUGACAGGAGAGAUCCGUGUCAAGUCCCUCAAAAUCCACGCUAAAGGAUUUGCGAAAGUUCGCUGGACGGAGUCGCGAAAUGCUGGAUCCAACACUGCCUACACUCAGAACUACACAGAAGAAGUGGAGUAUCUCAACCACAGAGACAUCCUCAUUGGCCAUGAAAGAGACGAUGAUAACUCCGAGGAAGGUCUCACCACCAUUCAUUCAGGAAGACACGAGUAUGCAUUUAGCUUUGAGCUUCCACAAACACCUUUGGCUACCUCCUUUGAAGGGAAGCAUGGCAGUGUACGCUACUGGGUAAAGGCGGAGCUGCACAGGCCCUGGCUUCUGCCCAUGAAGACCAAGAAAGAGUUCACCGUCUUUGAACACAUCGACAUCAACACUCCCCUACUGCUGUCUCCACAGGCAGGCACGAAAGACAAGACGCUAUGCUGCUGGUUCUGCACCUCAGGUCCAAUCUCCCUAAGUGCCAAAAUCGAAAGAAAGGGUUACACCCCAGGCGAAUCCAUUCAGAUCUUCGCAGAGAUCGAGAACUGCUCUUCCCGAAUGGUUGUGCCAAAAGCUGCCAUCUACCAAACUCAGACCUUCUUUGCCAAAGGGAAAAUGAAGGAAAUCAAGCAACUGGUAGCCAACCUUCGAGGAGAGUCACUGUCUUCUGGGAAGACUGAGACGUGGAACGGGAAAAUGUUGAAGAUCCCCCCUGUGUCGCCAUCCAUCCUGGAUUGCAGCAUCAUUCGGGUGGAGUACUCACUCAUGGUGUACGUGGACAUUCCAGGGGCUAUGAAUCUGUCCCUCAACCUGCCCCUGGUGAUCGGCACCAUUCCCCUCCAUCCUUUCGGCAGCCGGACGUCCUCUGUCAGUAGCCAGUGCAGCAUGACCAUGAGCUGGCUGGGACUGACCCUUCCAGAGAGGCCUGAAGCUCCCCCAGCUUACGCAGAGGUGGUCACAGAGGAACAAAGACAAAGCUGCCUGGAGGUGUCCUCAGGCCGUGAGGACUUUGAUGGCCCACUGUUUGCCUACAUCCAAGAGUUCCGCUUCCAGCCUCCUCCUCCGUACUCUGAGAUUGAUCCCAAUCCAGACCAACCCAGACAGACAGAGGAGCGCAGGCCAGACACGUGCCCAUCACGCUGAGCUGCUCACAACUCCAGCCCAGAGCAGUCGGGCCUUCCAAACUUCCCGUCUUUUUGUUUUUUUCCCGGCGACAACAAGCGCGUGUGCGCCGCUGUCGACGUUGGGAGAAAACAAACACGUGCAGGAGAAAGGACAGAAAGGAGCAGGAAGUCGUCGUCGUCGUCGUUGUUGCCGCCGCCUCACUUCCUGCCUGCUGUAGGGGUCAUGUGGUCACAAUGCUCAUAGUUGUCGAACCCUGCGGACAGAUGCCCUUGGUCGGACCGAGCCGCCAGGGCUUCAUCAGCCUAGUUUUUUUGUUGUCCUCACGCUUCUUUCUGCAACCGUGGCACAAAUCAUGGUUGUGUAGUGUGAAGCUAUUUAGAGACUCUAGACCUAGAGAAGAAGAGAAGAAGUACACCAAGGAAACACUAUAACCACCACCUGCAGUACAAUGGAGAGAAGACUAGCAUCCUCCUGCCUCAGCUGUGGAUUUUUGCACACACUUAUAUUUUGUUUCUUUUGCUUGAGUUCUGGGACUCUGCAAGUUUUAAAAUCACUAAAUUUUGUUUUAUCUUAUUUUCGUUGUUUUGUUGUCGUCUUGAUAAUAUGACUAAGUGAUUGCAGGCUUAUAACUUAGUCUUGCUUCAUCCGCACAACUACGAACAACGCAGAGACUAGAUUCAGAAGCGAAAAGAAGAAGAAAAAAACAGACUGUUGUGCUCUGAUCUAGUUUCAGCGGUUCUUAGGUGGUUCUGUUUUUUUCUUAAUUGCGUUUCCUCUUAAGGACAUGCAAAUGACAAACUGCCUGGCGGCUCUACACCACCUGGAGGCUUUUCAUUGCCUUCCCAUCGUUGCCUGUAUGACUUCGAAUGAGCGUGGUUUUCUUUUGUUUCCUUCCUGUUAACACAGACACCACUCACAUUAAGUUCUAAACAUAGAGGAAGCCUUUAAGUCAACCUUCGUUUGCUUGGUGUUUCUGUUGUAGCGCAUGUUUUGUGGUGGAGAAGCAAAAGACGAGUGCUUGCCACUUGCAUGUGUAGGCAGGGUGGAGACAUAAAAAAAGACAAAAAAAAAAAAAACAGGGUGGGACCCAACAGGCUGCCCACGAAUGGCCUGAAUGAACAGUUUGUUGCCUUUCUAUUUGUAGUGUAAUGCAGCGCAGGCUUCUAUACAGCACUGCCUAAAAAAAGCACUCAGUCUCAGGAGAACUUCUCACUUGCCAAAUGGUUGGAAACAAAAACAAGAUAGAUAGAUAGAUAGAUAGAUAGAUAGAUA